GCAGUGUCACCAAAAACGUUGAUGUGGGUGAAAUUAUAAACAAAACGUUGCAAAUGUCAAAACAUUCGUGUGGAUGUUGCGUAUUUACGUGCAAAACAAACAUGAAUAAUAAUUAAUUUCUUUACAAUUAGUGGACAAUUAAAAUAAAAUUAUGUCGGGCGCUAAAUUGGAAGUCCUUUGGUCUCCAAUACACCACGACAAAUUUAUAUUAUGGGGCCCGGACAUAACCUUAUACGAAGUUUCUCGGAUAAAAGAAAUUGAGAAAAAAACAACAUUCACUCCAAUAUCUUCAACCCGAGGAGCAACAGUGCUAGCUUCACAGAGUGCCAGUGGAGUCAGCUGCGUGGAUAUCAGUGCCAUCCCAGAGCAACCAGAGCCAUUGCUGGCACUCGGCUAUGCCAGCGGCAGAGUGGCACUCACCACUCUCAAGCAAACAUAUGAUCCACUGGGACUUGUGGGAAGAGAGUUCACUUGUCGCUAUCCUCGGCUAUGCAACUCAGUGUCAUGGAGUCACAUGGAGACCAAUCUGCUGGCGGUGGCCAUGGAGAAGAACCGCAAUGACCACUGCAUACUAUUGUGGGAUGUGUACCGAGGAUCCUUGUUGUCGGAAGAAGCUAAAGCUUCUGACUCGUCACCGUCAGCAGCGACGGAGUCGCCGAGACCCAUGGCCGAGAUGGGGCUCUCGGAGACAGCCCACUGUGUCACGUGGGCAAACUUCUCUAGCAGGACGCUUAUUGCUUCCAUGAACCUUAAAUAUAUCAAGAUAUUUGAUCUUAGAGAUUUAUCCAACAAGGCAGUGACAAUGACAACUACUAAAUACUGUUACGGAAUAUGCGCCGAGCCGUGCGGGGGCUACCAGAUCGCGUCUCGCGGGGAGGGCGUGGCCUGCGUGUGGGAUGCGCGGGCGCUGCAGAAGCCGCUGCUCACCAUAAAGCAUCCCAGACCUUUGGCUCAGCUGCAGUGGUGUCCCACCAGGCGUAACUUGCUAGUGUCGCUAGAGCGGGAUUCCACUACGCUGCGCAUUCAUGAUAUUCAGCAGGCGAACAGUGACAACAAAUUGAAUGUAUCAGACAGCACGAGUUCGCAGAUAGCAGCGCCUGCGGUGGAGGCGGAGCUGGAGGAGCAGUACUCGCGCGGGCCGAGCGUGAUCGAGCGCGAGGUGGCGGUGAGCGCGGCGCCGGCGCCGCUGCUGGGCUACGGCUGGCAUCCCGCGCACGAGGGCCGCCUGCUCGCUGUCUGCGCUAGUGGAGCGCUAGUAGACUACACGGUGUGCGAGCGCGUGACGGUGUCAUGGGGCGGCGGCGGCUCGCUGGUGUGGACGGGCGGGGGCGGAGCCCUGCGCAUGAUGCGCGACGACUUCUACGCCGCCAUACAGGACAUCUCCUUCGUCAUGAAGAAGAGAGCACAGACUGACUAUGGACUGAAGGCAAAUUUAUGGCAGAACGCAGACUUGGCCGAUGACGACGCACUGAGUGGUCUCUGGCAUUUCCUGGCGCUCAGCAAGUCUCUUGUUGAAGAUGGUUGCAUUCGUAAUAGUCCGUGGAAGCAUCCUGGUGUCCGCACUGUGCUGCGAUCAGUGGGUGACGGUGGCUACCGUUCGGAAAUAGUGCCUUCCCUUUUGCCUGAUUUGCCCAACAGAAGAGUUACUAUUUAUAGGAGUGCGGAGCGCACGCGGGCGCUGCAGCUGUGCGGGUGGGGGUGGGGCUGGGAGAACGCGCUGGCGGGCGUCGAGCGCGCCGAGGCCGAGGGCACGCCGUGCCGGGCCGCCGCGCUCGCCGCCUUCCAGCUGCGCGUGCGCGCCGCGCUCGACGUGCUGGCGAGGGCGCAUGAACCCAUGCUGCGGGUUGUCGCGCUGGCGCUUGCAGGUCUGUCGGACGAGCGUCUGUGGCGCGAGGCGCUGGGCGGCGCGGCGGCGGCGCUGCCGGACCCCUACCUGCGCGCGCUGCUGCGCUUCCUGGCCGCCUCCGCGCCCGCGCACCCGCACCACCACCCGCCGCCGCAGCACCACCCUGACCUGGCCGCUGUGCUCAACGAAACGGAAAUGCGUUUAGAAGAUCGCGUAGCCUUCGCGUGCAUCUUCCUCCCAGACAGCAAGCUGCACGAGUACGUGUCGAGCACGUGCGCGGCGCUGGUGCAGGCGGGCGAGCUGGCGGGCGUGCUGCUGACGGGCGCCGGCGCCGAGGCGCUGCCGCUGCUGCAGCGCUGGCUGGAGGCCACGGGGGACGUGCAGUCCGCGGCGCUGGUGGCCGCGCGGUGCUUCACGCCCGAGCUGCUCAAGGAUCAGAGGACGCAGAAUUGGCUUGACAGCUACCGCACGAUCCUGGACAGCUGGCAGCUGUGGUGGGCACGCUGUGCGCUGGACACGUGGGUGUGCGGCGCGGAGGGCGGCGCCGAGUGGGCGGGCGCGGGGGCGGGGCCGGGCGGCGCGGGGGCGGGCGCGGGGGGCGUGCCCCGCCAGGUGUGCGUGGCCUGCACCUACUGCGGCAAGUCGGUGGCCGCGCCACCUGGACACAACCGGCCCCGAGUUGCUUUCGCCAGGCUUCCACCACCUGCUGCUAAGAUGAAGCAAAUCUCAUCAUGUCCAAACUGCCGCAAGCCGCUCCCCCGGUGCGGCGUGUGCUCGCUGCACGUGGGCACGAGCGCGGGUGGGGCGGGCGGGGCAGGUGGGGCGGGUGGGGCGGCGUUCGGCUCGUGGUUCAGCUGGUGCGUGGCGUGUCGGCACGGCGGACACGCGCAGCAUCUCAUCAACUGGUUCAAGGAACACACGGAGUGUCCGGUCAGUUCGUGUAACUGUCACUGCGCCACGCUGGACCCACCUGACAGGCAUGACUAGCAGAAUUGCUUCACACAACCAUACACGGGAAUUUAAACCCUGUGUUCUAAGACGUAAGGCAUAUUUUGCCAUCUCGGACAAUGCAGACUCUGUAUAAUAUAUUUGUUGAAAUGAACAAUAUUGAUGUUCCAAGAAUCAAUUGUCAGUUCCAUAAUUAUGUUAAUCAAUUUCAUUAUUCAAAAUGAUCAUAAAAACACUAUAUUUUAUAUUUGCUUUCUGGCUAUGGUGUUGUUUAUCUUGAAAUAUAUUUGAAACUUACUGCUUUCAUAUACUUGUGAAAACCAUUCUAGUCUAUGUAUGUAAUGUGUUAUUAGGCACAUGCAAGCGACGUAGAGGGCGCCACAAGCAUAACGUAAGAAAAAUCAAUUCAAGAUCAGAAAAAUGUCUUGAUUAUUUUUCUAAAAGCAACGUGACACUCACUACGUCUACAUAGUUAUUCGUAUGUUAUAUUAUUUUAGGUACGUUUGUGUUCAUAGCGUAAGGCAGAAUGCGUCGCGGAUAUUUUUAUAUUUAGCUGUAAGAGAAGGGUUAUUUUUGUACACUACAUUAAGGUUUAUCUUUACUUUGUAUGUUAUUUAAACGUUAUCCAUUCUGUUGUUGCAUUUUAUUACUUUAUAAUCUGUGUAGGAUAUUUGACAACUGUACCAAUAGUACUUCAAAGGGCUUUCGGUACUGAGAUGGUUCUCUAUGGCAUAAAGCAAAAUCUAUCGGAACCAAACCAGUGCCUUCCUGUACCCAAAAAUUCUGUCGGUCCAUGGGUCAAACUAUCUAUGUACAUAUCUUUAUUCAGUUUUUAAGUCAACCUGACCCAAAAUGACAUCUUUACUAUUAAGAAAAUUGUAUGAUUCACUGCAACCGAUCUUGAUUUUUAUAAGUUUGCGUAAGAUGUUGUUUAGAUUAAUGAAAAUGUUUUGUUUAGCCUGUCUUCCGUUACAUUUUGUGAUAUCUUAUCACCCUGUUCUGUGUAUAAUUUGAAAUACGAAAUAUUCUCAAUCUAA
Helicoverpa armigera (cotton bollworm) is the source of this 3831-nucleotide messenger RNA. It is a transcript of the gene mio, whose product is annotated as GATOR2 complex protein MIOS. The transcript has 16 exons. The record is from RefSeq and is a predicted model, not a curated record. NCBI's taxonomy places the organism in Eukaryota, Metazoa, Arthropoda, Insecta, Lepidoptera, Noctuidae. Gene Ontology annotation, molecular function: protein binding. Bases 152 to 2833 code for a protein of 893 amino acids. Gene Ontology annotation, cellular component: cytoplasm. Gene Ontology annotation, biological process: positive regulation of TORC1 signaling; cellular response to amino acid starvation.